AUGGGAAUUCCUCAGUAUGAAGGGGUCACAGACCAGGCCCCCAAACCGACAACAAACACCACAGAACAGGUUGUUGCACGCUUCGGCCGUCUUCAUCUCUUAGAUGACUUGAUUCGCCUGCGAGCAGCUGAUUAUAUUCAACAUCCCAUCUUGGCUUAUCCCAAGCCCUCUCAAAACGGAUCUGUGUCCUAUGAGUACUUCAACGGUCAGGAUCUUGACUGCAUGAUCGACUAUGCGGUCUGCACAUUAAUGGACUAUGGUUUCAAGCCGGCCCGAAAAGAAGGAGCAACAGUUGCUCUCUUCACCUUAUCAGAUCUCAACAUGGUGAUCACAUUCUUUGCCCUUAGCAGACUCGGAUAUACGGUCAUGAUGUUAUCACCACGCCUAUCGGCCACAGCGUGUGUGUCCUUAUUAGACACGGUCGGUUGUAACACAAUACUCUAUGGCCAAACGCCGAAUAUACGCGCCACAAUGGGUGAAGUCCUUCGUCUAAAGUUAAUUGCGUGUCGCCCAAUCAUCGAAAGACCUUCUCCAGAGGACCUAUCAGAAGACUCUGAUGCUGUUGUGAUAUGUCGGAGUCGUCGUCCUGAACUCCAAGUCGAAAAGAUUGCCCUGAUUCUGCACUCUUCAGGGUCAACAGGUACCCCCAAGCCUCUCUUCUUAAGCCACAAAGCCUUGAUGACGCAUCCAAUGCGGGGUCCUGGGUUCACUUCUUUCAAUUCAUUGCCAUGGUAUCAUCUUCACGGGCUAUCUACAGCCCUGCAAGCCAUGUAUAUGCGACGAACAGCAUACAUGUGGGAUGCCUCUCUGCCAUUGACCGCAAGUACGGCCGUUGCUGCGCUGGAAGCAGCACAACCCGAAUCGGUCCAGGGCGUACCAUACUUACUCCAACUCCUUGUCGACAGCCCACGCGGGUUAAAAGCGCUGAGAGCUUGCAAGUCUGUCACAUAUGGUGGUGCACCAUGCCCUGACGAGCUGGGUGAUAGACUUGUAGACGAGGGUGUUAGAUUCGGUGGUUCAUUCGGGCUAACGGAAGCCGGCCUGGUCGCCGAGUCGAUCUCUCGGCCAGCAGGAGAUCCCUUCUGGAACUAUAUGCGCUUCUUCGACAACAUCAAGCCAUUCAUCUGGAUGAAACCCAUCAGUGACGCGCUCUAUGAAGUCGUCUACCUCAAAGGCCACCCUGCAUUAACGGCCUCAAAUUCCAAUGAGCCCCCUGGCUCAUACCACUCUCGCGACGUCUUCACUCCCCACCCAACUCUUGCCGACCGAUGGAAGUACGUGUCGCGUCUGGAUGACCGAAUCACGCUUGUCAAUGGUGAGAAGGUCCUUCCUCUCCCAAUCGAGGGCUGCAUCAAGCAGAGCCCUCUGGUUCAGGAAGCAGUUGUUGUCGGUGUCAACAAAGCCGUUCCUGGCUUGCUAGUUUUCCGUACAGAAAACUCCCAGAUGUUCUCUGAUGAAGAGUAUUUGGAUCUUCUUUGGCCAACAGUGGAAGAUGCCAAUUCGCGGGCAGAGCAAUUUUCUCAAAUAUCCCGCGACAUGAUCCUUGUCUUGCCUAUUGACUGCGCCUGUCCUCGUACAGACAAGGGAUCAAUGAUCAGAGCCCAGGUAUAUGCCAAGUAUGAAGAAACCAUCGAGAACAUGUACACGAAACUCGAACAAACAGCCGACGGAACUCUCAAGCUGGACUUGACCGCAACGGAGGACCAUCUGAUCAAGCUCUGUCACGAAGAGCUUGGAUUCCCCAUCUCUACUCCUAAAUCCGACUUUUUCGCCGAGGGCUUAGACAGCCUGAAGGCAAUCCAUCUCCGUCGCCUAAUAUUGAGGGACUUCAAAGUAGAGGACCCCAAGGACAUCGGCCACAAUGUCGCUUUUGAAACUGGGAGUAUUGUCCGCUUAGCAGAGCAUAUCCACCUGGUUCAGUCCGGUCAGCAAGAUGUGGCUGAGGAUGAGGUCUCCAUGAUGCCAGGACUCAUUGAAAAAUACUCCGUCUUCCAGAGGCACACACCAAACCCCAGCUCCGCGGCAACGCAAAAGAGUGUUGUCCUCACUGGAGCAACUGGUUCUAUCGGCGCUCACACUCUCUACAAGCUUCUGAACGACGACACAGUGUCUGCCGUGUACUGCCUGACACGGAGAUCUCAGCCCAAAAAGGCUGUCAUUGACACCCUCGCACAGAAAGGUCUCUCAGUCCUUCCUUAUCGACUGCAGAAGAUUGUCGCUCUCAACAGCUCUCUUGAAAAGCCUGAUCUGGGAGUCGGUGAGAAAAUUAUGGCGGAGAUGCGACAAUCCGUGUCUCUCAUCAUCCACACCGCAUGGCCCGUCAACUUCAACCUUCCCCUCAUGAGCUUUGAGCCUCACAUCAAAGGACUCCAAAAUCUCAUCAACCUCUCUCUAUCCGUGAACCUCCCUGAGCCAGCAGUUCUCCUCUUCUGCUCCUCCAUCUCAACAGCCCUCGGCGCCUCGUCCGACGUAGACGAGACUCCCAUCGAAGAUCUUGCGAGCGCUCUUGAGAUGGGAUACGGACGCUCAAAACUGAUUGGAGAGAAGAUCGUCAGCAAUGCUCGCAGAACUGGUGCACGCACAUACUCCCUUCGGAUCGGACAAGUGUCCGGUCACUCAAAGAAGGGAUUAUGGAACGACUCAGAGGCCAUCCCUCUGAUGAUACGUUCAGCUCUGACCCUGAAAGCUUUGCCUGACCUCGACAUCACAUGCUCCUGGCUACCCGUCGACAAGCUUGCCUGCUCCAUGCUUGAACUGGCCCGUGCAUGCUCCUUCAACUCCCUCGAGGAGCGCUGGGACAACACAGCAUCCGGCGAGUGGGUAGACGACACCAUCUACAACCUUUGCAACUCGCGUGUCUUCACAUGGUCAUCUUUGCUCGAUACACUCAAACGCAGCGGAUUCUCAUUCGAGACCGUCCCGUUUGAGAACUGGCUGCAGAUGCUUCGCGAAAGUGAAGCUCGAGGAGAGGAGAUGGUCAACCCUGCUGUGAAAUUGACGGCUCAUUACGAGUCAAUGUACAAUGAGGAUGCCCCGAAGCCGGUCAGGUUCCUCACUGAGAAAGCAGAGAGAGAUAGUAUGACUCUGAGGAAUGGCCGGUUGAGGAUUGUACAGGAUGGUAUCCUCACUCGGUAUGCGCAGGAUUGGUUGAAGCGAUGGAAGUCAGCUUAG
This is a messenger RNA of Aspergillus costaricaensis CBS 115574, 3171 nucleotides long. RefSeq names its product NRPS-like enzyme. The transcript has 4 exons. Lineage: Eukaryota; Fungi; Ascomycota; Eurotiomycetes; Eurotiales; Aspergillaceae. The record is from RefSeq and is a predicted model, not a curated record. Bases 1 to 3171 code for a protein of 1056 amino acids.